AAGAUAUCUUAAUUUCCAAAAGAAACCACUAAGCUCAAGCCAUGGAAGCCGAGCUCUCAAUAGAUUGGAAAGGCCGCCCCUGCAAACCAAACAAGCAUGGAGGCAUGCGUGCUGCUGUCUUUGUUCUAGGCAUUCAAGCAUUUGAAAUCAUGGCUAUAGCUGCUGUGGGAAAUAAUCUCAUAACUUAUGUGUUCGACGAUAUGCACUUCCCACUCUCCAAGGCAGCAAAUAUUGUCACUAACUUCAUCGGCACAGUGUUUAUCCUUUCGCUGCUCGGUGGUUUUCUUUCUGAUUCUUAUUUAGGCAGCUUCUGGACCAUGCUCAUAUUUGGAUUUAUUGAGCUUUCUGGCUUUAUUCUACUCUCUGUGCAAGCACAUCUUCCUCAAUUGAGGCCACCCAAAUGCAAAAUGAUGUUAAAAGAGGAUCAGUGUAUUGAGGCAAAAGGCUUCAAGGCUACAAUCUUCUUUGUGGCUCUUUACCUUGUGGCUCUAGGGAGUGGCUGCUUAAAACCCAACAUGAUUUCUCAUGGAGCUGAUCAAUUCAUGAAGGAAGAUCCCAAACAAUCCAAAAAGCUUUCAACUUACUUCAACUCUGCCUAUUUCAGCUUCUGCGUUGGCGAGCUCUUCGCGCUUACCGUUCUAGUUUGGGUUCAAACAAGAUCAGGGAUGGAUAUCGGCUUCCUCAUCUCCUCGGUGGCCAUGGCAAUGGGACUCUUAAGCUUGAUCUUUGGAAUGGUCUUUUAUAGGAACAAGCCUCCUCAAGGAAGCAUCUUUACUCCAAUAGCAAGGGUAUUCGUGGCUGCCAUCUCUAAGCGAAAACAAGUUUGCCCUUCCAAUAGCACCAACCAUUUAGCCGUUGCCGAUCCUUCUUCAAAUCCUGGAAACCUAUUGCAUACUGAAAGAUUCAGAUUCCUCGACAAAGCCUGCAUUCGAGUUCAGGAAGGCGCCAAAGAAAGCUCAUGGCGACUCUGCACAACAUCAGAAGUAGAACAAGUGAAGAUAAUACUCUCUGUAAUCCCAAUAUUCGCUUGCACCAUAGUCUUCAACACCAUCUUAGCUCAACUCCAAACCUUCUCAGUUCAACAAGGCAGAGCGAUGAACACUCGCUUGACAAAUUCCUUCAACAUCCCACCAGCUUCUCUCCAAGCCAUCCCCUACUUUAUCCUCAUAAUCCUCGUCCCUGUCUAUGAAAUAGCCUUUGUCCCCUUCGCUCGCAGACUAACAGGCCAUGACUCAGGCAUCACUCCUCUCCAACGCAUCGGCGUCGGCCUCUUCUCUGUCACAUUCUCAAUGGUUGCUGCAGCUCUUGUAGAGAAGAAGAGAAGAGAAGAAGCUUCGUUGGAACAAAGCAAUCUCCUUUCCAUCUUCUGGAUUACACCUCAGUUCCUAAUCUUCGGGAUUUCUGAAAUGUUCACUGCAGUGGGACUCAUUGAGUUCUUUUACAAGCAGUCAUUAGCAGGAAUGCAGUCUUUUCUCACUGCAAUAACUUACUGCUCUUACUCAUUUGGGUUCUAUUUAAGCUCUCUGUUGGUUUCUUUGGUCAAUAAGAUCACCAGGUCAGAAUCUUAUGGUGGAUGGCUUGGUGAUAAUGAUCUCAAUAAGGAUAGACUGGAUUUGUUCUAUUGGCUUCUGGCAUCUCUCAGCUUUCUCAACUUCUUCAACUACCUGUUUUGGUCAAGAUGGUAUGGUAACAAUAAUCCAUCUCGAGCUUAUAAUCUUGCAUCAAAGCAGGUGGGCGCAGACAACAUAUAGCUAGCAACAAUAAGGAAAGGUUGUGAAGUUAUUUUUACUUUAUUUUGGAUUAAAGCUGUAAUUAAGGGAAACAAAAAAAAAGUUUAGUUAAUUAUAAGGAAAAAUAGCCUGUAGUGAUGUAAACUCUAAGCACAAAUCUUGGAAGAGUAAAGUGGAGUGGAUUUCCUUCCUAGUUUUAAGAUAAUGGUGGGUGUCUAUUGGUCCUUGGUUGGAUUCAGAGACUGUUUGGUGUAAUGCUUAAUUACCAUAUAGAAAUAGUGUUCAAAGGUAAGUUUGGUCAAAUAGCAUUUUACUAAGAUGGAAUGUACUUAUACUAAUGCUUUUUUUUU
Messenger RNA from Dendrobium catenatum, 2080 nucleotides. RefSeq names its product protein NRT1/ PTR FAMILY 4.4. NCBI's taxonomy places the organism in Eukaryota, Viridiplantae, Streptophyta, Magnoliopsida, Asparagales, Orchidaceae. Gene Ontology annotation, biological process: transmembrane transport. Gene Ontology annotation, molecular function: transmembrane transporter activity. The transcript has 5 exons. Gene Ontology annotation, cellular component: membrane. The record is from RefSeq and is a predicted model, not a curated record. Bases 42 to 1751 code for a protein of 569 amino acids.